GUUGUUGAUGUUGUAAUGGACUUGAAAUUGGGUUAUAAUUGCAUAUGUUGGUUUUCACAUGCUCAGCCAUGUAAGAUGAUUCUAUGUCCGAAAUGCAAUGGGGACUUGGGAGCUGGAACUGUAAGGGGUGCUACUAUUGAAGAAAUAGAAGCGGAGAAGUCUGUGAUUGAAAAAGAUGCUAAAGGCAGGAUGGAAAAGACUAUUGAAACGGUACGAUCCAAUUUCAAUUCUAUUCGGACAGGGAGAGCAAGCCCAGCCAUGCUGGGCAAGAUUGAGGUUGACUAUUAUGGAAGUCCAGUUGGCUUGAAGAGCCUUGCUCAAAUUAGUUCUCCUGAUGGAACUUCCCUAUUGCUUUCGCCAUACGACAAAUCCAGCUUAAAGUCUAUUGAGAAGGCCAUAGUUGCCUCUGAUCUUGGCAUGGACUCCAAAUAAUGAUGGACAGGUGAUACGGUUGACCCUGCGUCAACUCACAUCAGAUAGACGGAAGGAGGCAUCAUCAUCUGUGCCGGGGUUGGUGGUGGGGAUAACAACGGAGGAUCAGAUAAUGGAGUAGCCGUGAAUAGUGCGGUGGCAGGUAGCCUCAAAAAAGUGUUGAUUUUGAUGAGCGACACCGACGGUCAUCGAGCUUCCGCAGAAGCUAUUAAGGCAGCCUUUAAUGAAGGAUUUGGUGAUGAAUAUCAGCUUGGUGAUGCUAUGGAGACUUGAUCCGGCUGGUCGCAAUGCAUGUUUGGGUAGUGAAACAACAACAUGGACUUCAAACAAUCAGGUCUUGCGGAGAUGCCUGCUCUAGUUCUUCAAAUGACUUACUUUUGGUGAGGCAGACAUCAUUCUUGCUGCAAGAAGUCCCUUGAACAGGGGUUGUACAUCUCACAAUUGGGGACUUCCGCAAGGAUUUGAAAGGUGUGACCCCUAGGUCCUAGGAUGAGGAUCUUGACUUGAAUCACUCUGAGAAUUAUUUUGAGAGCGAAUGUUAAGAGAUAAGAACAGAUGAAGGAGCUCUCAUCAGUUUGCCUACCAUAGCUGAAGGGGUAGGUUCACUCUGGAUCAGGCCAUUAAGAAGAAACUCGAUGGAGAUUAUGAAUCAAUACUUAGUUGUGUGCUAUGAAAUACUAGUGGUCUUUGUCGUGUACUAUGAGAAUGCAUUACAAUUUGGGAUUGGUAUCUACAAUUUGGUGUUAGAGCUUCUGUUAAUUAUGGGUUUUCUUGUUUGCAUAUUUCAAGAAUAUUGGAGCAGUUACUAGGAAAAUUUCUUCUUGUGAAGAAGAUUCAAUUCUUGUAUCCAGUGAGGGUAAUACGGGGAUUCUGUUAAUUUCUACUGGUUAAUCCCAAUUGAAGCAUAAGAAAAUACCUUAAGUCGGAGCAAUUUGGUUG
Rosa rugosa (rugosa rose) is the source of this 1371-nucleotide messenger RNA. Its product is annotated as ribosome-recycling factor, chloroplastic-like. Gene Ontology annotation, molecular function: ribosomal large subunit binding. The coding region runs from base 16 to 432 and encodes 138 amino acids. Gene Ontology annotation, cellular component: chloroplast. Gene Ontology annotation, biological process: plastid translation. The record is from RefSeq and is a predicted model, not a curated record. Lineage: Eukaryota; Viridiplantae; Streptophyta; Magnoliopsida; Rosales; Rosaceae. The transcript is spliced from 8 exons.